AUGAGACGAAACCAAGACUUUUGGACCAAGAGGCACUGCAACAAGGAUCUAUAUGGCAGUCUUCCAAAGAUGUUCGUCCAUAACUCUUCCGGCAGCCGAUCCCAGAUUGUCUGCCGCUCACCAGGAGAGAAGCAGGGGAAUAGUUUGUCGACGAACGAUUUCAUGACGAAUCUCAAGCUCGCAAGGAGAAAUCUGCAGAGUGCAGCACAACUGCACAAGUGCACAACUCCACCUUUUGAAGUGCUGGAGCGGGUAAGAAGCAAUGUACUUAAUAGAGUCCUAAUGGUAUUUGGCAAGUUCUCAAACCCAAUUCAAGGUGCAUUGGAACCGUAA
This is a messenger RNA of Linum trigynum, 333 nucleotides long. The record is from the annotation of a GenBank genome assembly. Lineage: Eukaryota; Viridiplantae; Streptophyta; Magnoliopsida; Malpighiales; Linaceae.